Molecule: messenger RNA, 3271 nt
Organism: Pipistrellus kuhlii (Kuhl's pipistrelle)
Lineage: Eukaryota; Metazoa; Chordata; Mammalia; Chiroptera; Vespertilionidae
Gene: TLCD5
Product: TLC domain containing 5
Exons: 2
Coding region: 243-980 (245 amino acids)
Cellular component (GO): membrane
Source: RefSeq, a predicted model, not a curated record
UAGGUCAAUGCUCAACCAUUGAGCCACACCAGCCAGGUCCAACAUGUUAUCUUGGAGGAGCAUGGAAUCAGAGGUCCAGCCACACUAAUGAGGAGAUGCGUGGAUAUGUGUCUAAGGAAGCAGUGCUUCCGGGAAGACAGCAUCUUUGUGCUCUGCUGAUCCGGAAGUGAAGACUGUACUCAGCUGAGCCCAGUGCUCCUUAGGUGCGUCCCGUGUUUCUGGUGCCUGUCUCUCCCCGCAGGAUGGCAUUAGCCCUGUGUCUGCAGGUGCUGGGCAGCCUGGGAGGCUGGCUUUCCCUCUACUUUUCUUGCUGCCACGUGAAUAAGCACCGGGGCUACGAGUGGAGCUGCCGGCUGGUCACACUCGCCCAUGGAGUCCUCGCAAUAGGCCUCUCGGCGUACAUUGGCUUCAUCGAUGGCCCGUGGCCCUUCACCUACCCAGGCUCACCCAAUACACCUCUGCAAGCGCACGUCCUGUGCCUCACCUUGGGCUACUUCAUCUUCGACCUGGGCUGGUGCCUCUAUUUCCAGUCGGAGGGCGCCCUGAUGCUGGCACACCACACCCUCAGCAUCCUGGGCAUCACCACGGCCCUGGUGCUGGGAGAGUCGGGCACAGAGGUCAACGCGGUCCUCUUUGGAAGUGAGCUCACCAACCCCUUGCUGCAGCUGCGCUGGUUUCUCCGCGAGACAGGGCACUACCACAGCUUCGCUGGCGACGUGGCGGACUUCCUCUUCGUGGCCCUGUUCACGGGAGUGAGGAUUGGCUUGGGAGCUCGCCUCCUUUUCUGCGAGAUGGUCUCCCCCAAGCCCAGGUGGUUCAUGAAGGCCGGGGGGAUAGCCAUGUAUGCCGUGUCGUGGUGUUUCAUGGUAAGCAUCUGGCGCUUUGCCUGGAGGAAAAGCAUCAAGAAGUACCACGCCUGGAGAAGCAGGCGGGGCGAGGAGCCGCAGCGGAAGCGAAACGGGCACCUCAGGGCGCACUAGCGACCGCACCUGCCGUGGCACCCAGUCUGGACAUAGGGCUGGCACGGAGUCCCGCUGUCUAACAGACGUAGGUUUCAGAGAAAGGGCCUCGCUUACCGAUCAGCUCCACGUGGAGCACACGCCAGUGUGAGAGCCUGACUCCUGCGGGGCGGGGUGGCGAGGGCGGGCGGUGCGGGCGGUUGAAUGGACCUGACCGCGGUCCUGUCUGUCUGUGCUGCCUGGGGCCCACGGGCUGGCAGGGUGUUCCUCACACAGCUCAGAGAGGAACCGGGGAAGAUGGGCUACUUCGUCCUUAUAUCUUAGAGGUGUGACUGUGUCAACAAAACACUACCGUUUUCCAUGUAGCAAUUUAAACAAAUCCCGCCAUUUACUGCAAGGUGGGUGCCUGUUAGGGAGACUCAUGCCUGUGGCCUCUGAGCGUUGGAUCAGAGAACGGCAUCUGCUGACUUAACCGGAGGGGAAGCGAGGUGAGGGGGGGGCUGUGGCUGUGGGUGGCUCACCGGUUUAGCCUCCCUGUGUCGGUUAGGUUGGGGUCCCCAAGGCUACCUUUGGGUUUGAUAUUUGGUGAGAGGACCCAGCAUGUGGUUGUACUCCUAACUCUGACUGAGAUGGUGCAGAGGCACAGAGAGAGAAAGAGAGCAGCAGAGGAAGAGGGGCCAGAGGCAGCACACGGGGCGUGCUGAUUCCUUUAGCAAUGGUUUGGGACAGUGUAUGACAUGGCUGCCAAGGAGGCUCAUUUGAGAUCAGGUUUCCUCGGGGUGGUCACAAAGGCAGCCUUUGGCUGGCACAGAGACGUUCCUGACUGCCAGGAGGGAAGUCAGUGCUCAGCAUAAACCGUGAUGUUUGCACAGUGAGCCUGUCUGAUUGGUGCAUGGAGCUCUUCCCACAUCCGUGUUCCCAGCUGCCAGCCUUCCCAGGACAGUCCUCAGGCCUGCUGUGUUCGCUCUUCUGCUCAAAAGCCACAGAGCUGGGGCGUGGCUGCGAGGAGGAGGCCUGCUUUCUGGGCUCUGCUCCACCAGGGAAAGUGCCCCUAGCCAGGGCUUCUGUGCAUUGAAGUCCUGGGCAUGAGCAGCUGUGACGAUUCCACAGGAUUUCCCAUGUGGACUCCACUGGACUUGAGGGAGACGGAGUCCCGUCUGCGGGUCUGCUGUGCUUAAUGCAGACUACAACCAAACACCAAAAUGUGUAGUGGCCUCAGGGCAGCGAGUCUUAAGUUGUCAUUUCGGAUACAUCCCCUUUCGGUCUUCUUACUAUUUCCCCUCUUCUCUGGAAGAGGUACCACCAUCCGUGGACACAUAUUAUGAUAAGGCCAGUCUAGGAAGGAACAACAACAAAAUUAGUGUGAUAGUCUCUAAUCUUACCCAGGAAAAGCAAGAAGGUGAACUUAGAACGAGAAGUUUGGAAUCAAGAAUGCCUGCGUUCUUUUCCAGAAUUGGCUGCUCCCUGGCCAACUCCUGGGCGCAGGUCACUGAUUUAUUCUUCCCUCGUGCAAAUUCUGCUGUGAAUGAAUGAAAUGCCCCAUGUUGCAUGCCAUAGAGACGGUAUGUAGCAUUUCUUUAAUGCAUUAUUUAUUUCUAUCUUUGCUAUUUGAUUGAUUGUUAUUUAGAUCAGGCUGUUGGUGAGAAAGUGUAUAGGGCUAUUGAGGUCAAGGCUGAUGUCAGUGGCAGUUUCAGCUCAUCUGAGGUCACUGGCCACAAUAACCUUAUGAGGCUCUUGAAAAUGCACGCCACUGACCACCAGGCAGAGUGCUUGGGACCAUAUACUGUCAUCACUGCUCCAUGGAAGCAGCUUUACAGGCUUGUUCACCGUGCAUCUUUUUAAAAUGGUUGUCAUUUGGUUAGUGUUUUGCUGGACAUGGAAAUAAUCUGACAGUGAUAUCUCUAUCUCUUUCUUUCCCCUGUGAUCAGAAUCCCUAAAAUGUUGGCCAGUUUCUUUCCAACAAAAUUAUGGUCAAAAUCAAGUGCUGGGAGUGCUGACUUCAGCAAAAGCCCAGCAGCAAGUGGCAGGGAGCAGGAGCUUCCGAAAGAAAAGCAGCUGGCUCUUCACAGUGGCCGCGCAGCCCGCUCCAGACCAGACACUUGGGCAGGCUGCCCUGCUGCCAGUCCCUCCCCGUCUCUCCCCAGAAGCGAAGGGGGGAUUGCAGAUCUUGCUGCUUUGGGGUACUCUCGUGUGAAUGUAUGUAGGUCUUUGAAAUUUGAGAAACCUAAAGAAUAAUAAGGGAAAGAGAAUCCCUCAUCUCAGCUUAUCUUGUUGUUGUAACUAUUGUAUUCAAUAAUAAAUCUGAAGGAAAC